This is a messenger RNA of Cutaneotrichosporon oleaginosum, 790 nucleotides long. RefSeq lists its product as uncharacterized. Gene Ontology annotation, biological process: mitochondrial respirasome assembly. The record is from RefSeq and is a predicted model, not a curated record. Gene Ontology annotation, cellular component: mitochondrion. NCBI's taxonomy places the organism in Eukaryota, Fungi, Basidiomycota, Tremellomycetes, Trichosporonales, Trichosporonaceae.
AAUGCGGACGCAGAGUACAACACAAAGUCAGACGCCGUGAUUCCGCCGCGAUUCCGAACGGCGAGGUCGGGCCAGGGGACGUGUGGAGUCAGGCACGCCGCGUGUCCGUUUUCCUCCACUUCGGCAGCACCGUCACCUCGCAUUCUCUUCUUCGUCUUUACUCUCGCCGUCCUUCCGCUCUCCUUUUCUCACUCGCUCACUUGCGCCACUUCACAUCGCACCAUGACGACCCCAAUGCCCGCAGAGAACGACGAGCCCAAGGGCAUGACCUACCUCCAGCACGGGUGGCAGAAGUGCAAGGAACAGCCCAUGGUCCCAAUAGGCGUCGCGGCGACGACCUUCGCCCUGCUGGGCGCCACGGCCAGCCUGCGCAGUGGCAACCGGAAACAGUUCCAGCACUUCCUGCGGCUGCGUGUUGCCGCACAGGGUCUCACCGUCGUCGCGAUGGUGGUCGGUGCCUACAUGAUCAGCAACAAGGCUGAGGAGGCCAAGAUGAACCGCGAGCGGGCUUUGACUGGUGAGUUAAAAGGCGUCAGCACCUUCCUCCUCCGGUGUCACUCGUCUGUUGGAUCUCUCUAUCUCUCCUCUCGGCCAGCCAUUCUCCCCUCUUGUCCGGCUGUCGUCUCUCUCUCCCUUCAGCGCACCUCGUCUCCUCUGAUCAAGCCGACCCUGUACUUCUGCUCACACCAGGCCAACUUCCACCUGACGCUGGCGCCCGCGGCGUAGAACCAGCCGUUGUCACCGCAAUCAAGGAGCGGCGGCCAGAGGACACCGAUGCGGCGUACGACCA